AUGGACAAAAAGCAACAUUCAAAAUCAACUGCUAGUGAAUCAUCUUCUUCGUCCACAGCAUAUAAACCAAAGAAAUCAUCAUCAACAGCAACAACAGCAGCAGCAGUAACAGUACCAACAAUAACGACGAGCAGAAAUGCUAUACUUCCUCAAUCUGCUCGUCGAAUUAUUCAAAAUUUUCUUCUCGUCUGGCUUGAUGCCAAUAUUGAUGAAUCCAAGGAAGAUUUUCAAAAUUCGUCAAAACGUUUGCGACGGAUUGUAGCAUCCAUUACAGUAUUCACGGAUGUCGAAAAAUGCGUCAAUUAUCUUAAUGAAAUUACAAAAGAAAAAGUAUUCAUGAUUGUGUCGGGCUCACUUGGACAAAAAAUAGUACAAGAUAUUGAAGCUAUGCCACAACUAGAGUCUGUAUAUGUUUUUUGUGGUAAUCAAUCUUAUCAUGAACAAUGGGCCAAUAAAGUACCGAAGAUUAAAGGCGUAUGUACAAAAAUCGAACGAAUUUGUAAUGCCCUAGAAAUCGAUCGCCAACGAUGUGAUCAAGCUAUGAUAUCGAUCAGUUUUAAUGGUAUUGAUGCAUUAUUUAUGUACACACAAUUUGUAAAAGAAGCACUUUUGGAAAUCGAAGAUGACGAUGCCAAAUCAAUAAAAGAUCUCGUGGAAUACUGUCGUCUUCAAACUGAUAUUGAUGAGGAUGAAACAAAAAAAGUGCAACGUGAAUACCGAGAUCGUACACCGAUUUGGUGGUAUACGUCCCCUUAUUUCAUGUAUUCAAUGCUUAAUCGUGCUCUUCGACAAAUGGAUGUCGACAUUAUACUUAAAAUGGGCUUUUUCAUCCGCAAUCUACAUCAACAUAUUACGGAAUUACAUCACGAACAACAAAGCAGCAAAGCAGCCAUGCCAUUGAAAUUUCAAGUUUUUCGUGGUCAAGGCUUAUCUAUGGAAGCCUUUGACAAAAUGAAGGAAACUGAAGGCGGACUUAUGUCCUUUAAUAAUUUCUUGUUGACAAGUCGUAACCGCGAGAUUUCUUUCAAAAACUUCGCAAGGCCGGCAGCAUUCGGUGCGAAUUCAGUUGGCAUCCUUUUCGUUAUGAGCAUCAAUACGGCCAUUUGCGCAGCAUCAUCGACACCUUUUGUCAACAUCAAAGGUGUUGGCUUCUACAGCGAUAAAGAAGAAGAGAUUCUUUUUUCGACUCAUACAAUUUUUCGUAUCGAUCACAUAGAACGUAUUGAAGACAGAAGUACAGAUCGUCUCUGGCAAGUGAAUCUUACUCUCACAGGUAAUCAAGACGAUGAUUUUAACAAACUUACGGCAUCUUUACGCGAAGAGUUUGCAUGGACUACAGGAUGGUCUCGAAUCGGCGAUAUACUCAUUGCAAUGAGUGAGUUUGAAAAAGCAGAACAUCUCUACAAAUUACUCCUUGAAAGAGUUUCUUCUGAUGAAAAGAGAUCGGAGUACUAUUUUCAACUUGCUACGGUGUAUAAAGAGAUGGGCGAAAAUUCGAAAGCACUUUCAUAUUACGAAAAAUCACUUGAUAUCGAUCAGAAAACUCUCUCUUCUAAUCAUCCCGACUUCGCAAGUACUUACAAUCAGAUUGGUUUGGUGUAUUAUAACAUGAGCGAGUACUCGAAAGCACUUUUAUCGUACGAACAAUCGCUUAAAAUCAAAAAAUCAGUUCUCCCUCCGAAUCAUCCCAACUUGGCUACUUCCUACAACAACAUCGGUUUGGUGUAUAAGAAUAUGAGCGAAUACUCGAAAGCACUUUCGUCGUAUGAGCGAUCACUUGAAAUCCGAAAAGUAGCUCUCCCUCCGAAUCAUCUCGACUUGGCUGCUUCCUACAAUAAUAUCGGUAUGGUGUAUGAUGACAUGGGUGACUACUUAAAAGCACUUUCAUCGUAUGAGCGAUCACUUGAAAUGAGAAAAAUAGCUCUCCCUUCAAAUCAUCCCGACUUGGCCUAUUCCUACCACAAUAUUGGUUUGGUGUAUCAAAACAUGAAGGAAUACUCAAAAGCACUUUCAUACUACGUAAAAGCACUUGAUAUCGACCAGAAAGCUCUCCCUUCGAAUCAUCCCGACUUGGCUUCUGACUACAACAACAUCGGUGAUGUGCAUUCUAACAUGGGCGCGUACUCGAAAGCACUUUCAUAUUACGAAAAGGCCCAAGAAAUCUGGCAAAAAUCACUGCCUUCCGAUCAUCCACAUAUUGCACUUGCGAAAAGAAACAUUGAAGAUUUAAAAAAGAAAAUGUAA
Messenger RNA from Rotaria sordida, 2244 nucleotides. Lineage: Eukaryota; Metazoa; Rotifera; Eurotatoria; Philodinida; Philodinidae. The record is from the annotation of a GenBank genome assembly.